Messenger RNA from Triticum dicoccoides, 1481 nucleotides. Its product is annotated as pinin-like. Gene Ontology annotation, cellular component: catalytic step 2 spliceosome. The record is from RefSeq and is a predicted model, not a curated record. Lineage: Eukaryota; Viridiplantae; Streptophyta; Magnoliopsida; Poales; Poaceae. The transcript is spliced from 10 exons. The coding region runs from base 73 to 1296 and encodes 407 amino acids.
GCAUCCGCCCGCCCCAUCCUCCCUCCCUCGCGCAGCAGCCAAACCCUCCCUCCCUCCCCUUCGCCGCCGCCGAUGGCCGCCGCGGCGGAGAAGACGGCCGAGGAGAUCCGCCGCGAGCUCCAAGAGCUGCAGCGCCAGCACCGCGAGAUCAGCGAGCGCCUGCGCGACCCCCGAGGCCUCCGACGCGGCGCCCCCGCCACCGGCCCCGGCCCCGGCCCCGGAGGCCCCCGCCCGCUCCGCGGCUUCGCCAGACCCGCCCCGGAGCCGGUGGACCAGCCCGAGCCCAAGCGCCGGCUUCUUUCUGCCGUGGUUAAAGUGGAUGGCCCUGGAACUAAUGGGGAUGAUGCGGCGGCGGAGGGGCGUGAGGAUGGACCAAAUGCUGCUCAAGGUGGUGAGAGGAGGGCAGCCAGUAAUGGUGGGUUCAGGAGGGAUGGGAGCCAGUGGGUAUCCAGGAGGGAGCUUGAUAAUCAGCUGCCAGAGCCUCUCCCGAGGCCGGCUCCCAAGGAAGAGGAUCAGAGCUUGGUGAGGAGGAACAAGAGAAUGCUGGGGAAGCUUCUUGUUGGCACGCUAGAGAAAUUUCAGCAGGAGAACAAAAAACUUUCCAACUCAGAGGCUUUUAUGCGUAGAUCAGAGGCUCAGCAGAAGGCUGAUCAAAAGGCUCGUGAGGACAGUGAAAGAUUGCGGCAGCAAGAACGGGAGCAAGCAGCUGAGAAGCGUAGGCGUGAUAUGACGCUCCGUGCUCGAGUAGCUGCUAAGGCAGAAGAAAAGAGGUUGGAGCUAUUGUACAUUCAGUGGUCUGAGCAUCACAAAAAGCUGUCCAGUUUCUUAAGGACAAAAGCUGAACCAGCUAUUUAUUACAUGCCGGCUAAACCAAUAGUUGAUGAUCCGGUUAUUGUUGAGCAAAACAAGGAAAAGGUAUUUGAAGAAUGGAAAUCUGUACGCAGAACGGAGCUGACCCAGUUCCAAAAGCAAGUUGAGGAGCAGUAUCUGUCUAAUGUUGAGAGGCAGCUGGAAAGGAUUCAGAAUGCCCGGAAUGCUCGGAGGGGGAACGUGCCUGCUAACAUGCAGGAAAUGGACAAGGAGCUUGACACGCACAGAGCGGAGCAUGGCCCAAAGGCUCGGCGGAUCCCCGACGGUGGCAAUGACGAGGAUGAUGAUGUGGACGUGGACGACAUGGCCGCGGAAGACGACCUGAUGGAUGAAGUGCUCGGCGUCAAUGAGGCGAUCAACGAGGACCCAGGCAAGCCGUCUGAGGAGGCCACUGAUGUUGCGCCUGUACCCGAGCAGGCACAAUAGGCAAGGUUAUUUGCGAGGUAGGCACUCAGGCAUUACGAUUCUAUAUCGUUGUAGUUGCCCUCUUCUGCUGUGACUGUAUUGUUGUUGGGUUUUUGUCUUUGGGAAUGCUGUGAGCUGUGUUUGCUGUUGAGGCCAUAUACAUACUUUUCAUUAUUGUUAUUGUCAUUUGUACGUACUCCGCGUAA